AUGAGCACCGAAAACGACCAAAACCCUUCCGCCCUCAAGUCUCAAGUUGAUAAUAUGUUACGGGCCAGUACUGCAGCCGUCAAAUCCGUCCAAACCGUCGUCAAGACCGAAGUUGCCAAGAGGUUCGCAUCAACUGUCGCCAAGAACGUCAAGAGUUUGGAAGGAAAGCACUUCAUGUCCAUUGACAAGUUGAGUAACGACGAACUUGAUGGCCUCUUGCAGCUUGCUCAUCACUUCAAGGAAGUCUAUGCUGAAAAGGGUCCCCAUUUGCCAAAGCCUUUGCAUGGACACUCCAUGAGUAUGAUUUUCCAAAAGCGAUCGACCAGAACACGCGUCUCCACUGAGACUGGAAUGGCCCUUCUUGGUGGCCAUGCCCUCUUUUUGGGCCCAUCUGAUAUUCAAUUGGGUGUCAACGAAAGCAUGAAAGACACUGCUCUUGUUUUGAGUCGAUUUAACUCUCUCGUAUUGGCUCGCGUCCAUGGACACAAGGAUGUUGUUGAACUUGCCGAGUAUUCUCAGGUUCCCAUCAUCAACGCCCUCAGUGAUUUGCACCACCCACUGCAAACGUUGGCCGAUUUGAUGGCUCUGCAACAGCGGUUCGGAAUGGACCUCUCUGGAAAAACUGUUGCAUGGGUUGGAGACGGAAACAAUGUCUUGCACGAUUUGAUGCUCGGAAGUGUCAAGAUGGGAAUGAACGUUCAAAUUGCCACACCAAAUGGAUUCGAGCCAGAUGCCGAAAUUCUUGCCAUCACCAAGACCUUGGCUGAAGAGAAUGGUGUAUCCGUCAUGACUACCACUAUCGCCGAUGACGCUGUCAAGGGUGCUGAUGUCGUUGUCACUGAUACUUGGGUCAGUAUGGGACAAGAAGAGGAAUACGCCCAGAGAAUGAAGGAAUUCGACGGAUACCAAGUGAACUCUGAGUUGAUGGCCAAGGCUAACGACGGAGCCGUCUUUCUGCACUGUCUUCCCCGCCACCCAGAAGAGGUUACCGACGAAGUUUUCUACAGUGACGCAUCCUUGGUUUUCCCUGAAGCCGAAAACCGCAUGUGGACAGUUAUGGCUGUCAUGGCUGCACAACUUGGACGAGUUGAGUAG
This is a messenger RNA of Cylindrotheca closterium, 1095 nucleotides long. Lineage: Eukaryota; Bacillariophyta; Bacillariophyceae; Bacillariales; Bacillariaceae. The record is from the annotation of a GenBank genome assembly.